GCGAGAGCUCUGAGUUCCGGUAUAAGAGAAAGAGACGUGGCGAAAUUGCUGUAUAUCUGUGCCCUAUAAGCACAUUUUUCCUUUACACUGAAGGGAAGCAAGACAUCGAAAAGGCUGCGCAAACCAUGCAGGAUGAUUUACUGAUGGACAAAAGCAAAGUCCAGCCUCAGCGGCAGCAGCAAGAUCCAAACGCAGCAGAAGCUCUUUCUACACCCAUAACGUCAGAGACACCCAAACCGGAGGACAGUCCAGUGACUAGCAUCGGCUCAGCAGCUCCUGCCCAAAAUAGCAAAGAAAAGAUGCAAAUGGAGUCUCCCAUCUUGCCGGGCUUAAGUUUCCACCAGCCGCAGCAGGAGCCUACAGCCGGCACCUCCUUGUCUCCCUCCUUCGGAAGCACUUGGUCUACAGGGACCACAAACGCAGUGGAUGAUAGCUUUUUUCAAGGGAUUACCCCAGUUAAUGGGACAAUGCUUUUCCAAAAUUUCCCUCAUCAUGUCAAUCCUGUUUUUGGAGGCACUUUCUCCCCCCAGAUUGGCCUAGCUCAGACUCAGCACCACCAACAGCAGCAGCAGCAGCAGCAGCAGCAGCAGCAACAACAAGCACAGCAGCAGCAAAGGAGGUCGCCGGUCAGCCCUAAUCAGGCAUCUUUUGCUCAGAGAAAUGCUGCUUACAGCCAUCAGCCCAUCAUGACCAGCAAACCUUCUUCCUCUUCCACCUCCACCUCUUCUCCUUCCAGCUGGAAUAACCAUCAAAAUGCAGCUUGGAGUACACCUUCCAAUCCUUGGGGUGGGCUGCAAGCUGGCAGAGACCCUCGAAGGGCAGUUGGUGUGGGAGUUGGUGUGGGAGUUGGAGUUGGAGUGCCAUCCCCGCUCAAUCCCAUUUCACCUCUUAAAAAGCCCUUUUCUACCAAUGUUAUUGCCCCACCGAAAUUUCCCCGGGCUGCUCCUCUAGCUCCAAAAUCCUGGAUGGAAGACAACGCCUUCAGGACAGACAAUGGCAAUAAUCUGUUGCCUUUUCAGGUAAAGUCCUUUCUUGAACUUAUGCCGGCAUUAGGUAGCAGUCUUUCUUGA
Molecule: messenger RNA, 1070 nt
Organism: Protobothrops mucrosquamatus (brown spotted pit viper)
Lineage: Eukaryota; Metazoa; Chordata; Lepidosauria; Squamata; Viperidae
Gene: CPEB3
Product: cytoplasmic polyadenylation element binding protein 3
Exons: 3
Coding region: 126-1070 (314 amino acids)
Biological process (GO): negative regulation of cytoplasmic translation
Cellular component (GO): cytoplasm; nucleus; synapse
Molecular function (GO): ribosome binding; mRNA regulatory element binding translation repressor activity; mRNA 3'-UTR binding
Source: RefSeq, a predicted model, not a curated record